UUCCUCUUCUCGCAACUCCAUCACUAUCAAUACAAACGGCAACAUCAAGACUUCAUCAGGACAUGGAGUCAUUCUAAUCGCUUCGUUCGCCACUUCUAUCUAGCCAAGGCAAGAUAGAGUCUGUCACCCUUACAGUCACUCUCCCCACCAACUCUCAACUCACUCCUCGUCCAGUCUCCACCCGGAGCCUGAACCAGCAAGACUUCGUCGUCGCUCCCAGCGUCCCGAGCUCUUCAAUCCAAACCGCAACCAUUCAAGCGUUGGAUUUCAACGUCUUCACCACGGCAAACCAGCAACCAUGGCGUACUUCAACCCCAGCAUCAUCGACUGCAUCGUCGCAGAACAAUCUCCAACACAGCUUCAACGAAGACUUCCAGCUCUUCGCCGUCCCAGAGGCCCCGCAAGUCUCUCAGACAGCCUUGCGUGCGCAGGCGACAUUGAGUACAGCCCCUAAUACCCAGAGACAAAUUCAACCCGGACGUCUCUCCAUCAACAAGGGAGUGUCUCCUGUUCAAUCUACUCUGUCACCGUCACUAGGGCAUAUCAAUCAUCGGUCUUAUUCCAGUCCAUCUUUGCAUCAACGACUUUCCCACCAGAACUUGCGUCAACUCGCUCACUUGCAGCGUCUUCCGCCAGUUCCUCCAUUCGACUCGUCUGCCACUGUUCCUCGUAGAACCCCACUCACUGUGAACGUUCCACAAGGCAACAUGUCUACUGCGUUCGACACUAUGUUCCUUCCGGGUGGUGACUUGCUCACCACCCAAGAUGAAUUCUUCAACUUCGGCACCAAUUUCCAGGCCAACACCGACUUCACUGCUGCUAACACCGGAGUAUCCGCCACUUCAAGUGGCACCGUAUCCCCAUCUGAGAUUUUCAAGGAUGAGUAUACUAUGUCGGCCCCGCCAUCCACGGCGUUCCCCAACUUCAGCACUCCGGAAUCUGGCUACCUCGAGUCGCCAGCUAUGCUCAGCAGCGGCCUCAAUACCUCACCCCUGGAAGAUGGUCUCCUCGAUACCCAGCUAAACUUCGCCGAGCUUGACAGCAUGGCUCCUCUCUUUCCUCAAGAUAGCUUCGAUCAAUUUGCUCAACAGACCAUGCCGGUCAUUGAGCAAAAGGACACUGCCUUCACAGCCGUGAAUGCCAAGCAGCCAACGGAGGCUCCUGCUCCUAUGGUUCGACAAAAGUCUUCUCCUGGUCGCCCGCCGUCCCAACCGUACACUCACGGUAGGAAGCACUCGGAUACCCAUGGUAUCAACAAAAUGAAGGCGCGUAAGCCCCUGGUCGAAAUCACUGUCGACAGUGAGGACGACAAGGAGACCGCCAAGAGGAAGAAGAACACUGCUGCUGCGCGGAAGUCUCGACAGCGCAAACAGGAACACGCCGAGGCGGCCGCUGCGGAGAUCCAACGACUGCGGGCCAUCAUCUAUCGCCUCGGCGCUGAUCCUGACGCUGAAUCAAGUUGAAGCAGGUGUCGAAUGCAACGAAUAUGGGAAUCUCUUUUGUCAAGGACAUAUGUCCUCGCUAUCGUCGAAAGGCAAUGCUCCGAGAGCGUUGCACCUUUCGAAUCCUCGUUAUGCACGUUGUACUACAAUUGAACGCUGUGUCUAUCUGCAGAUAGACCAAGCAGCUGCAUGACGCCUGGGGUUGAGGAUUCCAGUGGGCCUGAGAGCCAGGAGGGCUGGCCCUUUCCCCAACCGCCACGUCAAACCUUUUUUUUUGUUUCAUCGUUUCAACUGUGUUAUGAUUUCGACAAAAGCCAUCAUCGGAGUUGAUGGGUAUCUUCCUCACCGCGAAGAACGAUCCCAGGCUUCUCCUCGCUUUUCACAACAUGGCUACGAUUGCGACUACUAUUGCGUUUAUUCAUUUCUUGCGGCACCCAAGACACGAUCCGACCACUCGACGACACGUGUGAUAGCGGACUUCGGGGGAUAUCGGGUGUGAGCUUGGGGCAUAUUGAUUGUUUUUAUGACGAGAAUAUUGGCCGGUUCUGACUGUCUCCCAAGGGAUUGACUCGUGGCCUCGUGAUUUUUUCAUCGUUUUCUUUCUACCAGACGAUCAUCACAUUGCCUCCCUGGGGUUUCCGGAUGCAUCACAACACACUCUUUUCCAUAGCACGUUAUGCAAGCACUCCCUGCGAGUUCUUGCUCCUGACCACAUCUCGGUGCAGGUACAAAUGCAACUCAAGUCCUUACUCCA
Exophiala xenobiotica is the source of this 2196-nucleotide messenger RNA. RefSeq lists its product as uncharacterized. The transcript is spliced from 2 exons. Gene Ontology annotation, molecular function: DNA-binding transcription factor activity. Bases 708 to 1463 code for a protein of 251 amino acids. Gene Ontology annotation, biological process: regulation of DNA-templated transcription. The record is from RefSeq and is a predicted model, not a curated record. Lineage: Eukaryota; Fungi; Ascomycota; Eurotiomycetes; Chaetothyriales; Herpotrichiellaceae.